This is a messenger RNA of Alosa sapidissima (American shad), 1544 nucleotides long. RefSeq names its product E3 ubiquitin-protein ligase TRIM35-like. The record is from RefSeq and is a predicted model, not a curated record. Lineage: Eukaryota; Metazoa; Chordata; Actinopteri; Clupeiformes; Clupeidae. The coding region runs from base 1 to 468 and encodes 155 amino acids. The transcript is spliced from 5 exons.
AUGGUUUUAUUUCAGGAGGGUCUCAGGAUCAAAAUGAAGGAUUUACAGAAUACACUUGAAGACUAUGAACAAGUAAAACUCAGUUGUGACCACACUGCAGAGUACAUUAAGGUUCAGUCCAAUAACACGGAGAAGCAGAUCAAGGAAGACUUUGAGAAGCUUCACCAGUUUCUUCGAGAUGAAGAGGCAGCCAGGAUAUCUGCACUGUGGAAGGAGGAAGGUCAGAAGAGUCGGAUGAUGAAGGAGAAGAUUGAGCAGAUGGUCAGAGAGAUCUCAUCUCUUUCGGACUCAAUCAGAGUUGUAAAGGAGAAAAUGGGAGCUGAUGAUGUGUCAUUGCUGCAGAACUACAAGAGCACAUUGGAAAGAGCCCAGUGCGCACUGCAGAAUCCAGAGAGGGUUUCAGGGGCUCUGAUCAAUGUGGCAAAGCACCUGGGCAACUUGAAGUUCAGAGUCUGGGAGAAGAUGUAGGACAUGGUUCAGUACUCUUCUGUGAUACUGGAUCCCAACAUUGCACACCCAAACCUCAUGCUGUCUGAGGAUCUGACCAGUGUGAGAUUCAGUUUUAAAAGAAUCCAGCAUCACCAUCCUAACAACCCAGAGAGAUAUUAUAGCAGUGUGCCCCGUGUUGUGGACUGUCGGGGCUUUAGCGCAGGGACCCACUGCUGGGAUGUGGAAGUUGGAGAUGGAAGUGGUGCCUGGCACCUGGGAGUACAGACUGAGUCUGGUCAGAGUAGGUGGAAGGAUUCCAUCUGUAGGUCCUGGAGUAUGGGAUAUUCUAAACAUGGAUACAAGGCACACUCCCCAUCCCAACCAGUCACUGUCCUUAAAGUAAAUGAGAAACCCCAGAGGAUCAGAGUGCAGCUGGACUGGGACAGAGGAGAGCUCUCAUUCUAUGACCCUGAUAAUAACACAAACCUGCAUUCCUUCACACACACUUUCACUGGGAAACUGUUUCCAUUCUUUAUCACAUGGUCCUCUCUGAGGAUCUUACCAGUGAAGGCUGCAGUAUCAGUGGAUCAGUUUGGGCAGAGUUCACACACCUGCAGCAGUGGGUUCCCUGCUGGAGGGACACCGUGACAACACAUGUUCAGACAAGCGUUUUUCAGUAUAUAAACUUUAGUCUUCAGUCAAUAAGUUCUCUGCUGUGCAUCACCAAAGUAAUCUCACAUGACUGUGUUCAUCUGCUGCCACCUGGCAGAGAGGAAGAAACCUGACAGUGCAGACCUACUUCACUAGUUUGUGGCCAUCACUAAAUAUUUCCGUUGUUGUCAAGCAAACCAUCAGUGACGUUCAUGUCAAGACAUUUUGAAUAAUUUUGUGUUGGUUUAUUUUAUUGUUAUUUUAUUGUCAUGAGGAAUGUAUAAAGUAAUCUGGUAAAUUCAGCCGUAAAGACAGACAGUUGAGGAGGAGAUGGGAUACUUAUUAGAUUACUUCAGUUCUGAUCAACUCGACAACAGUUAAUGUAACAUUAGUUCUCAGCUCAUGACAACCUUACGGCUGUGCUGUUGUGGAAGCUAUGUUGGUUAUUUCGGUGGGUUAUUGUG